CGAAACUAAAAUUAGGCCUGACACCGACCUUGUAUGUCCUAUGUUCCUGUCUUGUGACUUUCUUCAAAGGAACUCCAAACAAAACAUUCGAUUCAUGCCUAUCAUGUGAAGGAUCAUGUCGUUUUUUACUGCAGAUGACGAUGACCAGGAUUUCUCGCUAACUGGAGGCGGCUCCAAACUAGCCUCUAUAUUUGGCAUCGACCAGGCUUCCAAUCAGGGUGGCAAUGAGUCCCUGAAGUACACUGCCCCAAAGCAGCCCAGACCAGCCCAGGCACAGCCUCAAGGGGGCGCUCCUGCAGUCCUCCAUGCCUGUGCUGUACAGACAUAUAAAUUUGUAAACAAUCAGUAUGCCAGCCAGGGAAAACUUGGUGCUGCUAUAGUGGGUAGUCAUGAAGCAAAAGAUUACAAGUUGCUUCUCUAUGUCAGCAAGCAACAGCAAGUUACCACAGCAAGAAUUUCUUCUAGCUUUAAUUUUACAAUUCAAGCCAACAAUUAUGCUAACUUCUAUGAUGAUGCCAGACAGAACUGGUCUCUCAACUUUGACAGCACUGAUAGUGCAGUGCAAUUUGCAAAGCAUGUUGCUCUGGCCAAGGCCAACAGUUCAGGCAAUGCUCUCACAGGCACUGUAUCUCAGGAGCUUGUCUUGGGUGAUGGUGGCGCCCUCGAGAGUGGGGAUAGUGCGGAGGUGAAGUAUACAGGCUGGCUGCUGCAGAAUAAUACCUUUGGGCAGGUGUUUGAUAGCAAUGCUAGUGCAGAAAAGCUUUUUCGAUUCAAGGUGGGCAAAGGAAAAGUCAUAAAGGGCUGGGAUGAUGGUGUGAUAGGAAUGAAGAAAGGCAGCAAACGUUUGCUGAUUAUUCCACCUCACCUGGCCUAUGGUACACAGGGUAUGGGGGCCAGGGUACCACCCAGCUCUACUCUCAUAUUUGAGGUAGAAAUUGUCAGGGUGAAGCUGUCCAAGGAACAUGUCCCUGAGCAGGCGUCCAGUAGUGCCACUCCUCCCCCUGCUGCCAGCCUUGACAUCCCAGAGACACACCAGGAAGACUCGGUGAAGUCUAGGAGCAAGUCCAUCACAGAGCAACUCUCACAUCACAGCAGUGAUAAGGCCAAGCUAAUCUCCCGUAUGAAGAAGAUGGGUCAACCUAUGUUACCACUAGGUGGAGCUGUGGCUGCUGAGCCAGAUACAGAUGAGGAACCAGUAUCUGAGAGCCCCUCACCUGCUCCUGUUACAGAACAGCCUCAGCUCUCAGCUCAUGUUGCCCAGCCACAGCCACAGAAACCAGUCCCAGCAGCAGCAGCAUUCCAACCCACAGUAACAGCACAGCAUCAGCAGCCUAUCAUGGUCAGUCAGCCAGUGGUGCCACCUAUGGCUACUGCUGCUGCGCCAGUAUCGUCACAAGUUGCUGUCUACCAGUCACAAAUACCAGGGAUGCCUAUGCAGCCACAAUUCCAGCCGCCAUUCCAGCAGCCGUAUGGUUACCAGCAGCCACCUCCUCCACAGUAUAGCAGCAUGUAUCAGCAGUUCCCAGGACAACCCCCAGUGUCACAGCCAUACCCCCAGGCUGCCCCCCAGCCACCCCCAGGGGGUGAUGUGACCACGCCCAUCCUGAUGUCGGAGACAAGACAACAGAACACAGAGAUCAGGCUAGCCAUUGGGAAGAUUGCUGAUAAAGUAGAUGAGGUGCAUAAGAAGGAAAAUGAAAGAUUGAAAAAGGAAAUAUUUGAAAAGAGUGCAAGGAUAGAGAGUCAGAAUGAGAAAAUUGCUGACUUAUUACAAAGAAAUCAGAGUUUUGUAGAACAAAGCAAUGUGAUGUUAGAACAGAGAAAUGAUACAUUUAAAACAACAGCCGCCCAGUCUCAGUCCAGGGUACUGGCUCUUGAACAGGAAAAGGUGCAGCUCACCACAGAAUUAAGUGCGGCCACAGCACAGAUCAGCACCCUGCAGCUGGAGAUGAACUCUCUGAGGAAGAAAGAAGUUGAAGUAAGGCACCAGUUGUCUACAUCUCUGGCAGAUGGCCAACAUCAAAAGGAUGACCUGGAUCACCUAAGGGUGCAGCUGUCAGAAAAUGAAAAGAAGAUUGAACAGCUCAACUCAAGUUGGAAAGAAGAAAAGCAGAUGAAGAAGACGUUGGAGAACAAGUUGUCACUGCUGGAGGAGGAGAUGGCAGAGUUGAAGACUUCCAAUGAAAGUCUAGAAAAGUCUGCAAGCGACAGGAAGAAGAAAGCUUUAGAAGAAAAGAAAAGAUUUGAAGAAGAAUUGGAGGAAGUUAAAUCACAAUAUGAGAGUGAAAUUCAGAUUCUGAAGGAUCGGUUAAGAAAACAGAAAUCUUCUACAGACAACGUUGCUGCUGAACAGGUUGCUCAAGUAGAACAGGAAUUAACACAAGAAUGGCAGCAGAAGUGUGACAGGCUGGUGUCUCAGGCCAAUGAUAAACAUGCCAGAGCCUUGCUGGAGGUACAGGAAGAAAAACAACAGCUGGAGAACACAGUGCAAGAGCUGCAGACAAAGCUUUUAACAUUGAAAAACUCCCGAGGAGACAGUGAUAAACAAUUGUCUGAUCUACAAGAACAAGUAGAAGACUUGAAGGUUUGGAAAGAAAAGUAUGAAGCCCUGCAUGCCCAAGCCAUCAGUAUGAAACAGAGAUAUGAAAGCAGGAUAGAGGAGCUGAACACGGAGAAAGAAGAGGCCGUCACCAGGGCUGAGGAAGCAGAAGAGAAAGCCGCAGCCCCUGCUGCCACUGCUGGUGCCUCCGCUGCAAGUGGAAAUGUUUCUCCUGAAGUUUUAUUGACAGAAGUAAAGAAGAUAAUGAACUCUGUGUACCACAUGCUGCGGGCUGAGUUCCAAGUUGACCAGUCCUACUUAGGGAAAGACAUACUGGCCAGCUUAGUAAAUGCUAUCAAGAAUGUAACUCUGAAACUGCAAGCUAGACAGAAGGAAAAUGAAGAAGAUGAAGAAGAAGAAGAAUCUGAAGAUGAGGAGGACGAGGAAGAGGAGGAGGAAGAUGAAGAAGAAGAGGAAGAAGAAGAAGAGGAAGAAGAAGAUGAAGAAAAAGACUUAAAAAGUGAACAAACUAAUCAGAAAGAAGAUUCACAGGAAAAUAUUAAGUCAGAAAGUGCCAUACCAAACCAAGAUGCCACACCAGCUUCACUUAGCAAGACAUCAGAAGACCACCCAGAACCUGAAGUGAUUCUGGAGCCCUCUAGUGGCAGUGAGUCACAGACAUUUCCUAGUGAUAGUGACACACAGACACCUAGUUCUAAUACUACUGAAGUGCCCUCUAGUGAGACUGAUUCACCAGCUCCCUCUAGUGGUGGUGACUCUACAGCCCAUAUAAGGGCAGACAACGACAGAAAAACUGAUAGUGAUGUCUUAACUAAUGGAAUGGAAGAGAACAAUGUUGUAGAAAAGGAGGAAAUAACAGAUAACAGUCCAGUGGAAAAUGGUGAUCAUAUCCAAGAAGUGAAAAAUUCGUAUCAUGAGCAACCGCCAGUUGUCCCAGAUGCUGAAGAUGAAGAACCCCCAGAGCUUCCAGGAGAAAGUCCCGACAAUACAGAUCCUCUCUCUAAUGGCAUGGAGACUGCUGCUGAACAAGAAGAACCACAGGCUUCAUUAAAAGACAUGGUGCAGCAAGCAGUGAGCCAAGAGAGCACAGAGGCAGACAUUGAUGAUAGACCAGUGCCGCCCCCUAUGAACAGUUCUUUGUUUGGGGGCGAUGAUGAGGAUGACGAUGACUUGUUUGGGUUUGCUGUGCCUACAGAGCCUGAGGCUGAAAAGAAAGUGGCAGUGGCAAAGAAGGAAGAAGAAGAGAUUGAUCCUACAAAAGACAAGCCACCACCUCUGUUUGGUGACGAAGAUGAUGAUGACGAUUUGGAUUGGCUGAGUUGAUGACAGCUCACCUUUAAGCAAAAUUUAGAGAUUAAAACAUGCUCUAAUGAAAAGUUUGCAGUCAUUUUGAUCAUUAUUUAGUCCCAUAAUUUAAAUUUAUUGUAUCGGAGAAGCGAUUUUGUUAUCACUUCUUAAAUUUGACUUGAAUUGAUCAGUCUUAUUUCCAGAAACAAUGUUAUAAUUGUAAUGCCUGAACAUGAGUUGUAAAAGUAAAUAGGCUAAUGUCAAAUAUUUAACUUUAUUUGUGUGGGAAUGACACCAAAAAUGAUCAAGACAAUCUGCACUUCAGUAAAAUGAUAAACAAGCUGAACUUAAUUAAUUUUUUGUUGGCAUUAUUUCAGAAGAAUUGACCAAAAGUGAAGUUUUUACAGAAAUUGUUUUGAUGGGCUAUUAAAGGGAAAACUUAAACAGAAAACUUUGAUCAAGGAUGAUACAAGAUUUUUUAUCAUGAAAAUUUAUAACGGUGCAGGGUGAUGUUUGAGUUGACCUUUGUAAAAAAAGAUAAUUAUAUAAAAAUAUUAGAAAUAAAUGCAGUAAGUUGUUAUGCAUUCAAUUCCAUCACAUUGCCAAUAAAUAUUUAUCUUUUAAAAAUGAA
Molecule: messenger RNA, 4478 nt
Organism: Lingula anatina
Lineage: Eukaryota; Metazoa; Brachiopoda; Lingulata; Lingulida; Lingulidae
Product: FK506-binding protein 15
Molecular function (GO): peptidyl-prolyl cis-trans isomerase activity
Source: RefSeq, a predicted model, not a curated record